This is a messenger RNA of Pedinophyceae sp. YPF-701, 1437 nucleotides long. NCBI's taxonomy places the organism in Eukaryota, Viridiplantae, Chlorophyta, Pedinophyceae. The record is from the annotation of a GenBank genome assembly.
AUGGAACACGGAGGGCGGCGACGACCGUCCUGGGCAACCAGAGGCGGCGUUCAAGUGGCGCUGCUGAGCUUGCUGCCCAGGGACCUGAGGGCAGCCCGUUGCGGAGCAGGAGAGCGCGCUGAUCUUCACCUCCCCCGCCACCGCACACAGCUGGGGGUGUGGGGUGUCGCCCCGGCCUCCGCGCCUCGCCCGGGCGUCUUCUCCGCGCGCGCCCGCGCCGCCCCCGCACUACGCCCGACAGUCGCCGGGCAUCUUUCGCCCCCACCGGAGGCACCCCCAGGAGGCGGCGCACGGGCGCGACGCAGCAGCAGCGCGCCGAUGAGUCAGUCGGACGCGAAGCGCACCCGGCCCCGGCCGGCCGCACUGGAGGACAUCCAGUGCGGCCGGGGCGGUCCCCUGGCCGUUAUCAUCGAGGAAUUGCCGUCCAGUUCGCGCAUCGCGUUGGCGGCGACGUCGUCGGCGAUGAAGGCUCUCGUGAUCGACACCUGCGGCGAGGACUUGUGCUCAGGCGACGACAUCGCCUAUCGAGGAAAAUACAACGCGUACACGGGCCCGGGGGGGCACGACAAAAAGUACUUCUUCGUGUCGAGGAAGACCACCGCCUCCGGAGUCCAGUACAACGCCCACCUCACCUGGCAAUGGCCCGGGUCUAGGCCCAGAAAGCUCAGGCAGGACGCGGUCACGGGACCGCUGCGCACGACACCGGCGGAGGCCGCCCGGGACGCAGACUGCCUGCGUGUCCUGUACGCCGAUAUCCUGGAGGAGAAAGCGAGUAAGCGCCUCUCCCCAGGCGACAAGUACAACUUUGACAUGCCGUCCUGCCUCAAGCUAGCGCUGGAGAACGGGCAGGACCGCGAGGAGCGCGAGCAGACGUUGAGGAACGUCAUCGUCCCAGAUGCGGACAUUGGCCGCGAGAAGGCGAAGAAGAAGGCGAAGAAGAAGGCGAAGAAAGAAGGCCACUCUUCGAGGUUCACGGGCGUGAGCCACCGCGAGAAGCGCGGCCACUGGCAGUUCGUGGUUUCACUGACCCUGCCAGGGGGCAAAAAUAAGCACAUCGGAAACUUCUCCGACGAGAAGUACGCUGCCCGGGUUUACGACCAGUGCGCCAUCAAGGCGAAAGGGAAGGACGCCCAGGUUAACUUCCCGUAUCGCUACAAGACGGACGAAUCCGGCUUUCACUACUUUGUGCCGGGGGUGUGCGGCAGCCUGAGCACCACCUCUUUCGAUCGCUGUCGCCAGCUGGCCCUCGCCUUGGGCGCUCGGUUCCCCCCCACCUACGCGGAGAAGGAUGGAAAGCUUGACAACCUCAAGGAGGAGCCCGUGCGCGACAUCGACAUCGCCUCCAUCAAGGACAACGACGUGACGUUUACCACCACCGAGGUCGGAGGCAGGGAGAUCACGAAGACGCUGAGCAGCGCGUUUUUCGGCACGCAGUAG